AAAAACGUGGCACCGGAAGCUCAACAUUAUCACCCGGGCAGAAAAACCUCUCCCGUCUGUUUAUGUUUUAAGGGAGAAGUUUUGAUUUUAAUUUGUUUAACUGCUCCAGACGCAGCCAAGUGGCCUCAUAUUUAAACCGCAAGACGGUUAAAUUCUUAUUAAACGACCCACAAAGCAACAAAACUGGCCCCUCCACUGCCUGUCACCAUGCCCGCCCUGCUGGAGAGACCCAAGCUGUCCAACGCGAUGGCCAGAGCCCUCCACAAACACAUCAUGAGGGAGAGGGAGCGCAAGAGACAAGAGGAGGAAGAAGUGGACAAAAUGAUGGAGCAGAAGAUGAAGGAGGAGGAAGAGAGGAAGAGGACAAAAGAAAUAGAGGAGAGGAUGUCCUUGGAGGAAACCAAAGAACAGGUAAUGAAGAUGGGGGAGAAGCUUCAGGGACUCCAAGAAGAGAAACACCAGCUGUUCUUACAACUCAAGAAAGUACUUCAUGAAGAGGAGAAAAGACGCAGAAAGGAGCAGAGUGACAUCACAACAUUGACGUCAGCCAGCUACCAGCCCAGUCUGCCCAUGCACGCAGGGCAGCACCUCCUCAGCAUUCAAGGCAGUCCGGUCAGUCACAGUCGACCUGGUGCGCUGCUCGGAGAACGAAGCAAACAGCUGUUCCCAGCUGCUGUGAUUCCAGCACGUCACUAUCAGACGCCAGGGUUCAGCUCGGGCUCAGCGGAGCACGGGCAGUUCAGCGGCAGUCAGGGGGUCCAUGAGCCAUACGGAGUGGCCCAAGCCCAGCAUCCCUCCACCUACGCCCCUGGACCGUCUGUACCAGUCAGUUUCGCAAGCAGCUCUCAGAUCAGAGGUGCGUCUGCGUUUCAGGCGAUGCAGUAUCUCCCCCACCAGCAGGCUGGCUACCCUGUCCACAAUCACUUCACCUCUCAGCCUGGAUACAUCCCCGGAGCAGGAAUACCCCUCCAGAAGCAGCUGGAACAUGCCAACCAACAGUCGGGCUUCACUGACGCAGGUGCUUUGAGGCCCAUGCACCCCUCAGCCAUGCAUCCUUCUGCUCCAGGCCUGCUGCCCACACCAUCGAUGGCGGUCCAGAUCCCCACUGCAAAGGCCCCGUUCCAGAGCUCUCCCCAGGGCGCUCCUCGCCACGGCUUCCUCCCCCACUCCCAGAGCGGGCAGAGGUUCUACCACCACAGCAAGUAACUCACAGCCACAGUCAACCUUCGUCGUCGUCCCAGUUGGAUCGGAAACGGGCCGAAGACUUCAAAACGAAUAAAGUCAUUAGGAUGAGUUCUGCCAUAAUAAGAUUUGUGUUUUAUUUCUUGUACAGUAUCUUGUUUGAGCUUUGUUUUAACUUUGUUCAUGAGUGAUCAGCUGUCCCUUUUAAACUCGUGCGCUUCUGUAAAACAUCCAGCUUUGAUUUUUUUUUUUUUUUUUUUUUUCUACAUGACUUCAAACAAUGUGAAUUUGUAAAAUAGCUUAUUUUACCUACACUGUAAAGCCAUUCUGGAGGUGCUCACGUGCACUGAAAAUGUUAAUAUGUUGUAUAAAGCAAAGGCAGCAUGAAUCAGAGACUAUUGUUUGUAUACCAGCAUUCAUAAUCACAACAUCAGAGGGUUCAGUGUCUCGGCAGUAAAUAAAAAAUUUUUAAAAAAGAAGAAAAAAAACAGCAACACUUAGUUAGCGUAUGUGGAUUAAAUGAACACUACUACAGCUGAAACACUGCAGCUUAAUUGAAAGACCCAAUUUCAAUGUGUUGCUGACUUCUGGUUAAUCUCAUUACCUUAAAUUCAGUUAACAUGACUGUUUUUCUGACAAAACCCAUGGAGGAUUUUCAGUGUUUCUACAUCAUCCUCCGCAGCAAAAAAAAAAAAAAAAAAUGCAGUUUAAGUCUCUGCUGUUUUAAAGCUUUUGUGUUGCUUAAUAAAAAAACAAAUAAGCAAACGCCACAUCCAAGAGUUUGUGUCAUCUUUAUUGUUUUUAGCCAUGGAGACAUUCUGCACAGUUUGGACUUGCUGUAUGAACACAAAGUAAGGAUACCAAACUGCCACAACUUGUCUGCUAAGAGUACUUCCAAAUAAUACUCUGCAAUCCAGUCGUUUUUUUCUCCAAACAAGCUCAGUGUGAAGUCCCCCGGGCUGAGGUGUCUCUGCCAAGGAGUUUCUAAGAAGUGAAUGAAGUUAAAUGGAGGUUUGGCUGAAUUUGUAUGUUCUUGAAGCAGGGUUUUUGUUUCUCUUUGACACUUUCUUUUUUUUUUUUUUUUGUUAAAGCCUUGAGACAAA
Messenger RNA from Thunnus maccoyii (southern bluefin tuna), 2285 nucleotides. It is a transcript of the gene gps2, whose product is annotated as G protein pathway suppressor 2. The transcript is spliced from 11 exons. Gene Ontology annotation, molecular function: transcription coregulator activity. The coding region runs from base 208 to 1206 and encodes 332 amino acids. NCBI's taxonomy places the organism in Eukaryota, Metazoa, Chordata, Actinopteri, Scombriformes, Scombridae. The record is from RefSeq and is a predicted model, not a curated record. Gene Ontology annotation, biological process: regulation of transcription by RNA polymerase II. Gene Ontology annotation, cellular component: transcription regulator complex.